AUGGGUCUGAUCCAAUGCCAAACAUACCUCAAUCGUUGCGUAGUUUUGCAGUCAAUCAUCAACUCGAUGGAGCGCACACCCCGGGCACAACAGUCUGAGGCUGAGGCCGAGGCAAUCGUACGGUCCUACUACAAGAGAAUUCAUAGGUUUGCUGUCGAAGCAUACCAACUUGCCGAAGCUAGAUCUAGCCGCAGCCUACUCGCACGUUCCGAAUACUGGUGUGGCCGUGGCUGCGGUGGUUUGCGCGAAUGGGAUGCUGCUGUGAGCCACUUCAGGUCUGCUGCGAACAUGGAUUUGUCAGACGUCUAUUUCAAGGGUAUGCCACGUCAGCAAAGAGGUCUACUGAAGAGUGAGAGGGAGGAUGUCGACUUCCUACUCCAGAGCGUAACACAACGUUACAACGAAUGGAUUCUAAACGGAGGAGCGCACAAAACCGUCGAUGAUCAAGAAGCAAGCCCCAGUCCUACCGAGGUUAUCCGAAAAGAGGCACUGAAGGGACCGCGUUGGAGGCCACAUCAAGAACACUUGGACUAUCUGGUAGAGCAACAGUGUAGUACAGAAGGGUCUUCCGAUAGACAGCUUAGCCACCUUCGAUCGAGUGAACACGCAGGUGUUUCCUUCAACGAGAAGGAUGUGGCAGCUGCUGAGGAAAGGCUGAGUCUGAAGGAUGACAAACAAGGGAUCCGAAACACAUUAAACGCCGAUGAAUGGUUCUACGUCCUUCGUGGUCACAAGCCCACCAAGAAGCGUACGAAUCACACUGAACACAACAGGGCUAGUGAUCGAGGCCGCCAACACAGCGAACCUUCCAAGCUUCCACCAUCUGUCGCGUCAAUCCAUUCCAGAAGUGUCUCUUCACUCGAACCCUCUCAUGACCCACGCAACGCACUCGACACCGCCAGCUACGAAAACGGCGACCCCACGCCAUCGCUCGUCGGAAGUGGCGUGUCGCCUUCAUCUGAGGGAGAGCGCGGACUUCCAUCACCGACAGCAGGGUAUUCCCAAGGCCGUCGCAAAAUGAAACUGCCGGCCAUAAGCACCAGCGCAAUUCAGAAGGAUGCUAGACUUGGUGAGGCUGUCCUGGGCUCCCUCUCGCCGACGGACCUGAAGGUAGACGAUACCCGUGACGGGGAUGAGACAGGGGAGGUUGGAUCCGGCAACAGCAUGGUCACAUCGGCGGGGAGGGAUUUGUCGGCAACUUAUUAG
This is a messenger RNA of Alternaria hordeiaustralica, 1206 nucleotides long. RefSeq lists its product as uncharacterized. The record is from RefSeq and is a predicted model, not a curated record. Lineage: Eukaryota; Fungi; Ascomycota; Dothideomycetes; Pleosporales; Pleosporaceae. The transcript has a single exon. The coding region runs from base 1 to 1206 and encodes 401 amino acids.